This is a messenger RNA of Capronia epimyces CBS 606.96, 513 nucleotides long. Its product is annotated as 30S ribosomal protein S8. Lineage: Eukaryota; Fungi; Ascomycota; Eurotiomycetes; Chaetothyriales; Herpotrichiellaceae. Gene Ontology annotation, molecular function: structural constituent of ribosome. The coding region runs from base 1 to 513 and encodes 170 amino acids. Gene Ontology annotation, cellular component: ribosome; mitochondrion. The transcript has a single exon. The record is from RefSeq and is a predicted model, not a curated record. Gene Ontology annotation, biological process: translation.
AUGUCUUUAGUCCAUUUAGCAAACACAUGCUCGCAUCUCCAAAACGCCUCGCGAGCUCGACUGGGACUCACGUCCAUCCCUGACACCAAGUUCCACCUGAAGCUUAUGCUUGCUAUGCAGAACUCGGGGUUCAUAUCAACCGUGGUCCGUGGCGGGCCUACGCCUCCUCCUACACAUGGCUUGCUGUCGCAUCCGACGUCGUCCGAUCCCGCAGCGCCCAUUGAGCCCGUGACAAGACACAACAUAUCUACACGGCGGCUGUGGCUGGGGCUGAAGUACUGGAACAGCACGCCAGUACUGGAGAAACUGAGUCUCGUGAGCAAGCCGACAAGAAGAAUAUGGAUGGACGUCACAGGGUUAAAAAAGCUCGUACUGGGUCAGGACGCAGGCUACGUCAAGGGGCUGCGGAAACCCGGGGAGUGUAUCUAUGUGAGUACGGACAGGGGCAUUUUAGAAGCCAGGGAGUGCGUGGAGCAAAAGGUGGGAGGAAUGUUAAUCUGCCGAGUCGGGUAA